AUCAUCAUGCCCCAUGAGGAGAAAAAGGAAAGGAAAAAAUACUUGUUUUCUGAUACCUGGUUGCUGUAGAAAAACGGAAAGAUGAAGUUUAUGGACCUUUUUGGCCGCCUAAAAUCCGUGGUUAUUGGAAUGAUUCAUGUUAAAGCCUUGCCAGGCACCCCCCUGGGUUGUAUGAAAAUGUCCCACAUCAUUAAAGAAGCAUGCAGGGAGGCAUCAAUCUACCGUGAUGAAGGGAUUGAUGGUCUGAUCAUUGAGAACAUGCAUGAUGUCCCCUACUCUUCCUCAGUGGGCCCUGAGGUGUGUGCCUGUAUGACUGUAGUAUGUGCGGCUGUGAGAGGCAUCUGUCCGUUCCUGCCACUCGGAGUGCAAAUACUGUCUUCUGCUAACCAGCAGGCAUUGGCCGUAGCUCUGGCCUCAGGUCUGGAUUUCAUCAGGGCUGAAGGUUUUGUCUUUUCUCACGUGGCUGAUGAGGGCCUUCUGAAUGCCUGCGCUGGAGACUUACUAAGAUAUCGCAAGCAGAUUGGAGCUGACCGUGUUCAGAUCUUCACUGACAUCAAAAAGAAGCACAGCUCCCAUGCCCUGACAUCUGACAUGAGCAUCGAAGAGACGGCCCGUGCUGCAGAGUUCUUCCUUUCAGAUGGACUCAUCAUCACAGGAGCAUCCACCGGUGUUCAGGCUGACCCCCGGGAGCUCAGAGAGGUUUCCCAGUCUGUGAAAAUCCCAGUGCUGAUAGGUUCUGGCGUGACCUAUGACAACGCUGAACGCUACCUAGAUGCAAAUGGAAUGAUCAUCGGUUCUCAUUUCAAGGAGGGGGGCCACUGGGCCAAUGCACUUGACCCAGAGCGAGUGAAGAGGUUCAUGGGAAAGAUACAUAACCUUCGGAAAUGAAAUAUGCCACUGCCGUGUUUAUUUAAGUUGUCAGCGCAUCUGCAAACCUUGAAACCUUAUAAAGUAUUCACCUCUUUCAAAACAGAUACUAAGCUGUUAAAUUUAAUUUCCUGAAUUCCUGAACAUUUCAUCUCUCCUGUCACAGACAGUAAUAUGAUAUUAGUUAUGAACACUCACUGACUUAUAAUGUGCAAGUGCAGAUUUGAAGAAAGACUUAAAUACUGUUUUUUUUUUAUUGGCUAAUCCCUCCAUCCAUUUUUUGCCACUUAUCUGUGUCCAGGUUACAUUAAUCGAUUCAGUAUAUUACUAGGAAUUAUUAGUAUAAUAUAGAGCUGGAAUGCACUGAAGAAAAUGUGGUGUAACCAUCAGAUACAUUAAUAUACAGGGUUUAAAUGUCCUGUGUGCAUCUUAUAUUUUAUUUGGUCAAACCUGCAGCAACUCUUAUUGAACAAUUAAUUACUCUUAGUACUGCUGCUUCAAACAUAUACAGCCACAACCUUAAGAGAACAAGAAUUAUUUGUAGAUUUUUUUUGUACAUUUUAUAAAUACACACAAAUAAAAAAACAGAAUAUUCAACAGUAUUUAUACUUUAAUCUAAAAUGAACAAUUUGUGAACAUGAAAAACGUGAGUACCUGCUGAAACAUACAAAAUAGUAUACUCAAUACGAAAUAUGAACAGUGGUUUUGUAAUUACUCGAUAAGCUGUUAGGUUCACACAGCAUGAAUACUGUACAGGUCAACACGGGAUGAAAGUAGCCUUUAAUAUGCUUGUCACAAAAAUGGCUAAAGCUAAGGCACAUAAUAUAAUACUGACUACAACCAAGGAACAGCCAGACAAUAUGUGCCAUAAUCCAGCUGCAUUAGAAUUUAGAGCAUUUUUUUCCUAUCUGGCACAGUCACACACUGUAACAGUAGCCUUUAGAACAUCUUUUACACGCCUCCAAUUUACUAUAGGCCAUAUCUCUACUUAUACCUAAUCAAUCUAAACAAGUCAACUGUUCUUAUUUGAUAAUGCACAAAGACUUGUAUUUGAAAGUAACCAUGUUUCUUACUAAUGCAUUUCAACCUGAGGGACUGACUGUGUCAUUCAAGAUAACUUUGUUCUCGGUGCUUUCUGGCUUUCUGCAAGUUGCCUACAUUAAAAUCCAAAUAAAAACCUUCUGCCGCUGCAGUGCAUUUAGCUGCUGUUCAAUAAACGUACUGCACAGGAAGUGCUUUGCCUUGGUGGAAAUGCAGAAUAAACUAACUGCCUGAGGUGAAACUGUGAUGGAAAAUCAGUCAUUCAGUCAGUGUGCCGAGACAUACCCG
Monopterus albus (swamp eel) is the source of this 2196-nucleotide messenger RNA. RefSeq lists its product as uncharacterized. The transcript is spliced from 6 exons. The record is from RefSeq and is a predicted model, not a curated record. Bases 82 to 888 code for a protein of 268 amino acids. NCBI's taxonomy places the organism in Eukaryota, Metazoa, Chordata, Actinopteri, Synbranchiformes, Synbranchidae.